Molecule: messenger RNA, 852 nt
Organism: Puma concolor (puma)
Lineage: Eukaryota; Metazoa; Chordata; Mammalia; Carnivora; Felidae
Gene: GABARAPL1
Product: GABA type A receptor associated protein like 1
Source: RefSeq, a predicted model, not a curated record
GGGAAAAGCCGCUGGGAUUUCUCUACCUGGCCGGCCCCUACCUGCGUCCGAGGGGACCCGACAUCCCUUCCGAAAGCUCUGCCAAGCUGCGCAGCGACGGGAGCUGACAUUUCUGAGGCAGUUCUGAUACCUAUCGGAGUUGGGCAGAGGGAAGCGCGACCGGAGGGACGCAGCCAUCAGCGACGGCGGCAGGCCCCGUCCGGGGAUCUUGGAAACACUGCGGUCCAUCAUGAAGUUCCAAUAUAAGGAGGACCAUCCCUUUGAGUAUCGGAAAAAGGAAGGAGAAAAGAUCCGGAAGAAAUAUCCGGACAGGGUCCCUGUGAUUGUGGAGAAGGCUCCUAAGGCCAGGGUGCCCGAUCUGGACAAGAGGAAGUACCUAGUGCCCUCUGACCUCACCGUUGGCCAGUUCUACUUCUUAAUCCGGAAGAGGAUCCACCUGAGGCCUGAGGACGCCUUAUUCUUCUUUGUCAACAACACUAUCCCUCCCACCAGCGCCACCAUGGGCCAGCUGUAUGAGGACAACCACGAGGAAGACUAUUUUCUGUACGUGGCCUACAGUGACGAGAGUGUCUAUGGGAAGUGAGUGGCGGAAGCCGGCAGAUGGGAGCACGCGGACUCGGGGGUAGGGGGAGGGGCGUGUGUGGGACUUGGGGCAGGAGAGGGAGGGCUCCCACGGUGGAGGAGACAGAAGGGGAAGACCUCUGGAAACACUACACCACGCACACCGUCAUCGUAUUUUCACAUGCCCAAUUGAUAUUUUUUCGCUGCUUCCUCGGCCCAGGGGGAAAGCAUGUCAGGACAGAGCUGUUGGCUUGGCUUGGAUAGAAGAACGGAGAUGAUUUAAUUUUCACA